Molecule: messenger RNA, 1351 nt
Organism: Morus notabilis
Lineage: Eukaryota; Viridiplantae; Streptophyta; Magnoliopsida; Rosales; Moraceae
Exons: 6
Coding region: 34-1005 (323 amino acids)
Biological process (GO): exonucleolytic trimming to generate mature 3'-end of 5.8S rRNA from tricistronic rRNA transcript (SSU-rRNA, 5.8S rRNA, LSU-rRNA)
Molecular function (GO): nucleic acid binding; 3'-5'-RNA exonuclease activity
Source: RefSeq, a predicted model, not a curated record
UAUCUCCUCUUCCUUAGCAGUCAAAAGCACAACAUGAGAUUCACCAGAGUUCCUCUAUGUAGAGUUUCUCCACUUUGCUCCAAAGCUUUCUCUCCAUUCCCACCCAUCUCUUUCUCUUUGCCCAUCUCCUCCGUCCCUCUUCCAUGGCGUUCUCUCAGUUCCAUCACUACCUUUGUCUCAGCUUCCCAAACCCAACACACAUCAAAGACGAACGAAACCCCCCGUUGGAAGCCCAUGUGUUUGUACUACACCCAAGGAAAGUGCACCAUGAUGGAUGAUCAUAUGCACCUGGAGAAGUUCAACCAUAACCGCUCCUGGGAUCUUCAAGUUGAUGCUUCCAAGUUAAAUAGAACCUGUUCUCAGAAUUUGGAUUUCUUUCUUGUGUUGGAUUUGGAGGGCAAGGUUGAAAUUCUUGAGUUCCCAGUGUUGAUGAUUGAUGCCAAAACUAUGGAAGUUGUCGACUUUUUUCAUAGGUUUGUGAGGCCCUCAGAAAUGACUGAACAAAGAAUAAAUGAGUAUAUUGAAGGAAAGUAUGGAAAAUUUGGAGUCCAUCGUGUCUGGCAUGAUACAGCUAUACCAUUUAAGGAUGUUCUUCAGCAAUUUGAAGACUGGUUGACUCAUCAUCACUUGUGGGAAAAACAUGCAAGUGGGUCUCUAAAUAGAGCUGCAUUUGUAACUUGUGGAAACUGGGAUUUGAAGACAAAGGUCCCUCAGCAGUGCAAAGUGUCAAAGAUGAAGCUUCCAUCAUAUUUUAUGGAAUGGAUCAAUCUCAAAGAUGUGUACCUUAAUUUCUACAAGAGGAGGGCUACGGGAAUGGUGACAAUGAUGAAGGAGCUCGAUAUACCGUUGGUGGGAAGUCACCAUCUUGGAUUUGAUGACACGAAGAACAUCUCGAGAGUAUUGCAACGCAUGCUUGGGGAUGGCGCACUUAUUCCAAUUACUGCGAGGAGGAAGCCUGAUCAUCCCAAUGAUGUGGAAUUUUUAUUCAAGAAUAGAAUAAGAUAGCUGUUUCUAGCUUUAUAUUUCUCUGUUAAUUGUUAACUUCUUUGUAAAAUAAAUAACGAAAGAGAAAGAGGCUGAUUCAGUUCCUCUUUCUCUAUCACAAAGCAGAGCUGACACAUUUGGGUGGAAAAAGGAUUGCAAAAUUGUUCUCUAUAAAAAGGCGGACCACAGUGUCAAAGAGGCUCCUAUACUAUGACAGGUUCGGGAGAAAGUUCAAUCUCAUAUGUACGCGGCCUUAUCCCCGAAGGAGAGGCCGGUCAAAAAAGGAUUGCAAAAUUGCUCUCUAUAUUAGCAAUUAUUAGGUGCUGGAGUUGGCUUGUCUUAUUUUAUUUAUUAGAAUGCUUCGCUA